Zophobas morio is the source of this 2470-nucleotide messenger RNA. RefSeq lists its product as uncharacterized. The record is from RefSeq and is a predicted model, not a curated record. Gene Ontology annotation, biological process: multicellular organism development; proteasome-mediated ubiquitin-dependent protein catabolic process. Lineage: Eukaryota; Metazoa; Arthropoda; Insecta; Coleoptera; Tenebrionidae. Gene Ontology annotation, molecular function: ubiquitin protein ligase activity; zinc ion binding; ubiquitin conjugating enzyme binding. The coding region runs from base 299 to 2290 and encodes 663 amino acids. The transcript is spliced from 2 exons. Gene Ontology annotation, cellular component: cytoplasm.
AUGUUUGAUUUGUGAAUUGUGAUAAAUAUAUACAGGAUGUUUCAUAGGGCUGCAACCUUUUUAGAACCACCGAACUGUUUGAUCGAUAUCGAUCUCCUCCCAUUUUCCCGCUCUCAAGAUAACCUUAAAUUUAAACUACCGCCAGAUAAAAACACGACCGUUGGGCGGUUGCAUCCUGUGGCUACAUCUCACAUCCUGGAUAAGCUGCAAGUUUAAACCUCCGAUAUUCAAAAAAACUGGUAUGUACUUAAAAUUCUCAAACAGAACGUAAUUAAAGAACACCAGAAUCAACAGAGUUAUGGAGUACUCAUCACUGAUAACCGGCGACGCGUUGCUGAAAUUAAAAUGUGAUUCAUGCAGCAACUAUUUAUCAUAUUUUCCAAUUUACGUUUCCAAUGCUGACAAGAAAAAUAUCUGCGGCCGUUGUCCACACGUUGUGCAGGAAAAUCAUGUCCAAAACGAAAUUUAUGAAGCAUUGGCACAAUUUGUGAAGUUUCCUUGUCGUUACAAGAAUGAAGGUUGUUCUGAAAGUAUUCCACCACAGGACAUUCCAGAGCAUGAAAGGAUAUGUGACUUUCGCAUAGUGAAUUGUCCUACAAAACAGUUCACUGAAUGUGACUGGGAAGAGGCUCGACCUAGCUGUUUAAAUCAUUGUCAGGAUAAACAUUUUGAACUGAUGAUUAAAAACUACUCAUUCCAACUGGAUUUGUCACAGUCUUAUGAUUGUACAAAUUUGUUAGAACAUGAGUCUUUGUUGUUUAUUGUUAGGCAACAGUUUGAUUCAACCAAGAACAUGAUUAAAUUUUCACUGUGUCACAUUGAAUGUGAGGUUAACACAAAUGAGUUUUCUUACGAAUUGAGUUUUAAAACACCUCACCGGUCUGUUAUAAUUGAGGAUUGUACAACUUCGUUCAAUAACGAGAAGAUAACGGAAAUUUGUCUUGAUUCGUUGAAGGAGAAAAAGGACACGACACUCGUAGUUGGAAAUAUCAAAUUUAAGGAUUGUGUUGUUCAUGUUCCUGUUCCUGUUGAAGUGAUAUUUGAAGAGUUACUGACUCCGUUUACGUGCGUAACUUGUAAUGAAUUUGCACUGCCUCCAAUAUUUUGUCAAGAUAACAAUAGCCUGUGGGGGGAAGCACCAGUGAUAUGUUCUGAAUGUAGGAAUGGGCGGAAAAGUCUUUUUGGUGAGAUAAAUCCAAUUGAAGGUACGAGAAAUUUCGGUUUAGAGAGAAUCGCAAAUUUGUUAAAUUUUCCAUGUAAACAUAGGAAAAAUGGAUGUAUUUUUGUGUCAAAACCCCCCGCUAUGGAAUUGCAUUUGCAGUCUUGUUUGUAUGGUGAUCAUAAUUGUCCUCUUCAUGAAUAUUGUGAUUGUAAGUGGAAGGGUAUUGGAAAAAACAUUGUGCAACAUGUCUUAGAUGUUCACAGUGAUAUGGUUUUACAUAAUGAAUCCAUAAUUACUGAAAACAUUGUAGACGUAGAAGUAAAAAAUUCAGAUAAUGAAAAUGUAUCUAAUGUUAGUACUGUUUCCACUAGUAUCAAUGCUGCAGUCUGUACAAGCAGUUCAUCAAUUUUUGCUACUCCUCUUCCAUCUACUAACAGUACCACAACAGUAUGCAGUUUUAGUACUGCACCCAGUUUUUGGUAUGAUGAUGGUGCUAGUAGGGGUAAGGGUUCAAUCUUUGACAACUCUUCCGCAUUUGGUGAUUUUUUUGGAGCCCCCACGAUCACUGCCACGUUUGGCACUACUAGUGCUUUUGGUACUGUCACGUCUAAUAUUCCAUUUGAAGUUCCUAAAAAUUCAAAACCAGUUCCAGUAUUUAAUUUUGCUCCUAAAACUCCUUCAAAAACUCCUACUACUAAAAAUACAUCCAGUGCUAUUUCUCAAUCAAGUAAUCGUCAACCCGUAUUUCGCCGGCGACGAAGUACCCCAAAAGAAAAUAACCCAACCGCCACCACUGAUGAUACAUCAAGAUUGCAUCAGAUACCUUCAAAAUGUUACGUCAUUAAAUUUUCAAACCGUUUAUUCCGCUUGAAUUUUGCUGUAAUUGAUAAAAAUUUCCAAUGGACUGUACAAAUGAUCGGACCGUUCGAAAAGGGAUUCAUGUUCGAACUUGAAGUUGUAGAUAUGAAUAAUAAACGCAGCAGCUUGAUCGCCAAACGACCAUGCACAUCUUUGAAAAAGAAAAAAGAACUGUUUGGAAAACACAACUGCUAUUUUUUCCACGACCAAAUAGCAAACCUUGUGUCUCAACAAAUCGCGUUUAAAGUUCGCAUUUAUAAGGGUGUAUGAAAAUACGCUUGGGAUAUUUCCUACAGACACCAUGGAGUUACCUUGGCACUUACCUUUUACAUAUUUUUCACACGUAAUUACAUGUAUAUAGUUAGUAUAUUUACGUAGCUUAAAUUUUGACAAUGUUUUUUAUCACAUGACACGUAGACAAGGGUUUAAUAAAACAAUUAACAUGUUUAA